This is a messenger RNA of Poecilia latipinna (sailfin molly), 6295 nucleotides long. It is a transcript of the gene trpm7, whose product is annotated as transient receptor potential cation channel, subfamily M, member 7. The record is from RefSeq and is a predicted model, not a curated record. Lineage: Eukaryota; Metazoa; Chordata; Actinopteri; Cyprinodontiformes; Poeciliidae. The transcript is spliced from 39 exons. Gene Ontology annotation, molecular function: ATP binding; protein serine/threonine kinase activity; calcium channel activity. Gene Ontology annotation, biological process: protein phosphorylation; monoatomic cation transmembrane transport; monoatomic cation homeostasis. Bases 191 to 6283 code for a protein of 2030 amino acids. Gene Ontology annotation, cellular component: plasma membrane.
CAGCCGGCACGUUACGCUGCGUCAGUCUGGAGUCGCUCAAUUAUGAAAAAGCAACCUUCCGUUGGAGCUGCAGCCGAAGCGGAUCUCUCCAGCGUCCAGCGGGCUUUUAUUCCAAGGCUAACCGAGAGCAACGCCGAUAGAUGGAUAAAAGCCACGACACAGCUCUUCCUGAGUCUCAACGGUGAAGAGAAUGUCCCAGAAACCCUGGAUAGAAAGCACUUUCACCAAGAGGGAAUGUGUGUACAUACUUCCAGUGUCAAAGGACCCCCACAGAUGCCUGCCAGGAUGCCAGAUUUGCCAGCAGUUGGUCCGGUGCUGCUGUGGGCGGCUGGUUCGGCAGCAUGCCGGCUUCACAGCCAGCUUGGCCACAAAGUACUCGGAUGUGAAGUUGGGUGAAAAUUCCAGCCUGCCUGAUCCAGAGGAGUGGUCUGUGGAAAAACACACAGAAGCGAGUCCAACUGAUGCCUAUGGUGUCAUCAACUUCCAGGGAGGGUCUCACUCAUACAGAGCCAAGUAUGUGCGUUUGUCCCACGACACUCGACCGGAGAGCAUCCUUCGGCUAAUGUUGAAGGAGUGGCACAUGGAGCUUCCCAAGAUCCUCAUCUCUGUCCACGGAGGAGUUCAAAACUUUGAACUGCACCCUCGCAUCAAGCAGGUGGUGGGAAAGGGCCUCAUCAAAGCUGCGGUCACCACCGGCGCCUGGAUCCUCACCGGAGGAGUCAACACAGGUGUUGCGAAGCAUGUGGGGGACGCGCUUAAAGAACACUGCUCAAGGUCAUCAAAGAAAAUUUACACAAUUGGAGUCGCACCAUGGGGAGUCAUUGAAAACAGGAGUGAUCUCAUCGGCAGAGAUAUUAUUGUCCCUUAUCAGACCCUGUUGAAUCCUCUCAGCAAGCUAAACGUUCUCAACAAUCUGCAUUCCCAUUUCCUGCUGGUGGAUGACGGGACGGUGGGCCGAUACGGGGCUGAGGUCAAACUCAGGCGGGACCUGGAGAAACACGUUAACCUGCAAAGAAUACACGCAAGAAUCGGUCAAUGUGUUCCUGUCGUGGCGUUGAUUUUUGAGGGCGGUCCAAACGUGAUCCUGACCGUGCUGGAGUACCUCCAGGAGAGCCCUCCUGUCCCUGUGGUGGUGUGUGAGGGGACGGGCCGUGCUGCUGACAUAUUGGCCUACGUCCACAAGCAGACAGAGGAGGGGGGCGGCCUUCCCGACGGGGUGGAGACGGACAUCGUCGCAACCAUCAAGAAAACGUUCAACUUCAGUCAGAACGAAGCCAUCCAUCUCUUUCAGAAGCUCAUGGAGUGCAUGAAGAACAAAGAACUGAUCACCGUGUUUCACAUCAGCUCCGAGGAACACCAAGACAUCGACGUAGCUAUUCUGAGGGCCUUGCUCCAAGGCACAAACGCAUCUGCCUUCGAUCAGCUGGUCCUGACUUUGGCCUGGGACCGCGUAGACAUUGCCAAGAAUCACGUGUUUGUGUACGGACAGCAGCUUCUGGUGAGCUCUUUGGAGCAAGCUAUGCUGGACGCUCUCGUCAUGGACAGGGUGGACUUUGUGAAGCUGCUCAUAGAAAACGGCGUCAGCAUGCACCGUUUCCUCACCAUCAGUCGGCUGGAGGAGCUCUACAACACGAAACAACCUCCCAACAACCCAACUCUCCUCCACCUGAUCAGAGACGUUAAACAGAGUAAUCUUCCCCCAAACUAUAAAAUCACUUUGAUCGACGUGGGCCUGGUCAUCGAGUUCCUGAUGGGUGGGACUUAUAGGUGUAACUACACCAGGAAGCGCUUCCGAAUCAUUUACAACAAUCUCCACGGCAACAUUAGGAGGUCUGGACGCCACACCGUGGGUCCCGGCUCUCAUCUGAGAAAGAAUCACGAGACUUUCAGCAUGCAGGCUGACAAGAAGGAGAAGACGAGACACAAUCACUUCAUCAAGACGGCGCAGCCGUACAAGCCCAAGCUGGAGAGUACCGCUGAGCAGAACAAGAAACGAAGCAAGGAGGAGAUCGUGGACAUCGACGACCCGGAGACCCGCCGCUUCCCCUACCCUUUCAACGAGCUCUUAGUUUGGGCCGUGCUCAUGAAGAGGCAGAAGAUGUCUCUCUUCUUCUGGCAACACGGGGAGGAAAACAUGGCCAAGGCGCUGGUGGCUUGCAAACUCUGCCGCUCUAUGAGCUACGAGGCAAAGAAGAGCGACGUGGUGGACGACACCUCCGAGGAACUCAAAGAGUACUCCAAUGAGUUCGGGACGCUGGCGGUGGACCUGCUGGAGCAGUCGUUCAGGCAGGACGAGACCAUGGCCAUGAAGCUGCUGACGUACGAGCUGAAGAACUGGAGCAACUCCACGUGUCUGAAGCUGGCCGUCUCCUCCCACCUUCGGCCGUUUGUCGCUCAUACCUGCACCCAGAUGCUGCUGUCAGACAUGUGGAUGGGACGGCUGAACAUGCGCAAGAACUCCUGGUACAAGGUGAUUCUGAGCAUCCUGGUGCCUCCUGCCAUCCUGCUUCUGGAGUACAAAUCCAAAGCGGAGAUGGCUCACAUCCCUCAGAGUCAGGACGACCACCAGAUGACCAUGGAGGACAGCGAACACAACUUUCAGCACAUGACCGAAGACAUCCAGAUGGACGUCUUCAAGGAAGCCAGAACCCACGAGCAUCUGGAGGUGAAAAACGACAUGGAGAAACAAGUCCGCUCCAGAAAGCUGCCUUUAACGAGGAAGAUCUAUGCCUUCUACCACGCUCCCAUUGUCAAGUUUUGGUCCAAUACGCUUUUCUACCUGUUCUACUUGAUGUUGUACACGUAUGUGGUCCUGGUGAAAAUGAGCAACCUUCCUUCUCUUCAAGAAUGGGUGGUCAUCCUCUACAUCUUCACCUCCGCUAUCGAGAAAAUCCGCGAGAUGUUUAUGUCUGAAGCAGGCAAAAUAAGCCAAAAAAUAAAGGUGUGGUUCAGCGAAUAUUUCAAUGUGUCCGACUUCCUGGCCAUCGUUACGUUCUUUAUCGGUUUCGGACUGAGACUGGGUGGAGAGCCCACCUUCAUCCCCGGGCGGACAGUGUACUGCCUCAACAUCAUCUUCUGGUACGUCCGACUCCUGGACUACCUGGCCGUGAACCAGCAAGCUGGGCCGUACGUCAUGAUGAUCGCUAAAAUGGUUGCCAACAUGUUUUAUAUUGUGGUAAUAAUGGCCAUUGUCCUGCUGAGCUACGGCGUCCCGAGAAAAGCUAUUCUGUACCCCGACGAAGAGCCCAGCUGGACUCUGGCCAAAGAUGUGGUUUUCCAGCCGUACUGGAUGAUGUACGGAGAAGUGUAUGCCUAUGAAAUUGAUGCGUGUGCCAAUAACAGCGAAACCUUUGCCAAGAGCCUGUGUUCAAACAUAGUGUGGCUCACGCCUUUCCUGCAAGCAGUCUACCUCUUUGUACAGUACAUACUGAUGGUCAACCUCCUUAUUGCCUUCUUUAACAAUGUAUAUAUACAAGUAAAGUCAAUUUCCAAUCUGGUGUGGAAGUACCAGCGCUAUCACUUUAUUAUGGCCUACCACGAGAAGCCUGUCCUCCCGCCGCCCUUCAUCCUCCUGUGCCAUAUAUACUCACUCUUCUGCCUGUGCAGAAAGAGGAAGAAGGAGAGCACCUACGGACCAAAGCUGUUUCUCACCGAGGACGACCAGAAGAAGCUUCACGACUUUGAGGAGCAGUGUGUGGAGACGUACUUUCACGAAAGGGAUGAUCAGUUUCACUCGGGCAGCGAAGAGCGCAUUCGUCUUACCUCUGAAAGAGUUGAGACGAUGUGUUUGCAACUGAAGGAGGUCGGGAACAAGGUGAACUUUAUAAAACGCUCCUUGCACACGCUGGAUUCACAGAUCGGCCACCUGCAGGACCUGUCUGCUCUGACCGUGGACACUCUGAAGACGCUGACCGCUCAGAGGGCGUCCGAGGCCAGCAAGGUCCACACGCAGAUCACCAGGGAGCUUAGUUUGUCCAAGAACGUGGUCCCCAGCAUCGCGCACGUGCCAACGGACUCCAAAUCGUCGGCGAUAGGCAAGCGCAGCGUCAGGGCCUACUUCCCCCAAGCGGGCGUCAACAUUGCGGAUUCCCUUUUCGGAGUCGACGCAGGAGGAGACGGCGGGAUGCAAAUCCGUCAGAGAUUCGGGCACGGUCCCAGAACUGAGCCGGGACCGGACCCCGGAGUGAGCACGGCGUUAAGUCCGGAGAAGAGGAGCUUAUUCGGGCAGGGACACUUUGCCGCAGAGGCUGGUUCCUCCGGCAGCACGGGCGCCAUAGCCUUCGUGCCGAGCGCCUCGCCCACCUCCCCUCCGGAGCACCGUCACCAAGGCCACUCUCUCACCCAAAGCAAACUAACCCGUCCGCAAGAGCUGCGCCUUUCCGACUCGCCAUCCAGCCUGCCCAACGCGCCCGCCCUCGUAGCCCAGUUCCGCAUCAGCAGCACCCCCUCUCAGCCCAGUGGAGCCAGCCAGCCCGACCUCGCCCAGGACGGGUUUUACCAGCAGCCGCCCCAGCCAGACACCACCUCUGUAGAGUUCGGGGCGUUUGUAGGUGAGUACAGAAACGAAGCUCUGUCCGCUGUCGAGGAGGAGGAGAAGUGUGUGUGUUUGUAUCCGACUGUAGUUGUUCUCUCCAAUGAGUCAAACUUCACUCAACCUGCCUGCCUGCUUGCUAGUGCUGUAAAACCUGAAAACCCAAAGGGGUUGACGCGGGGGGGUGUUAGCGGGGGUUACGUAAACGAAGCAUUCAGCGACGAAGAGGGCCGAUCUGCUAGAAGGUCUCCACAAAACGAAGCACUAGAGGCAUCGCCGCCGUUGUAUCGCGGCCUUGGAAACGGCAUCCAGCCUCCUGCUGCGGUGCCCAAACGACCCCACAGACGGAAGAGGAGGGAAUGUGAUCCUCCAGGACGGCCAGCUUCUGUCCACAACACUCGAAACGGGUCAGAAGGUCAACGAGAAGAGAAGAAAACCGCAAGAAAGCUAAACAUGAGAGGACAUAAAGAUAACUUGGAUAUGCAGCACUCUACUCCGAAAGAGACCUCCAGCAGACAGCAAAGCCCGGCCACACCAACCAGAUCACAGGUUGAAAGUCACGGUCUCAUCCGAGCGGUCAACUCCUACGCUGGCUUCACAGAGUUUGACAGAACCCCCGCUUUUCUUCAUCCAGACUCGACUCUGACAAAGAAGGACAGGAGUAGAGUUUCAGCUGAAGACAUCCCUAGAGCUGCAGUACUAGAAAGGGUUCAGGUGAAAUCAGCCCAAGCCAGCACCCUGAGACCUCCUGAGGAAGAAACAUUAAAUGCUGCCGUUUCCCUGUACACGGCACGCCACAGCCACCUCGGAGCCAGGAAGGACUCUAUCGGCUCUCCGUUCAAGCCUAUGGAAAGCUAUCAGUACUCGGCUGUAGAGCGCAACAACUUGAUGAGGCUGUCUCAGAGCAUCCCCUUCACUCCUGUGCCCCCUAGAGGGGAGCCGGUGACGGUGUACCGUCUGGAGGAGAGCUCCCCAAACACAAUCAACAACAGCAUGUCCUCCUGGGCCCAGCGGGGCCUCUGUGCCAAAAUAGAGUUUCUGAGCAAGGAGGAGAUGGGCGGAGGACUCCGACGGGCUCUGAAGGUCCUUUGCACUUGGUCAGAGUACGACAUCCUGAAGCCUGGACACCUCUACAUAGUCAAGUCCUUCCUGCCUGAGGUGGUCCAGACAUGGGAGAGCAUCUACAAGGAGGAGACCGUGUUGCAUCUUUGUCUCAGGGAAAUUCAACAGCAACGAGCUGCUCAGAAGCUGACGUUUGCCUUCAAUCAAAUCAGGCCAAAGACAAUUCCUUACUCACCGAGGUUUCUGGAGGUAUUCCUGCUGUACUGCCACUCAGCUGGCCAGUGGUUUGCCAUUGAAGAGUGCAUCACCGGCGAGUUCAGGAAGUUUAACAACAACAACGGAGACGAGAUCGUUCCCACCAACCUUCUGGAGGAGACCAUGCUGGCCUUCAGCCACUGGACGUACGAGUACACCCGGGGAGAGCUGCUGGUGCUCGACCUGCAGGGCGUCGGGGAGAUCCUGACGGAUCCGUCUGUCAUUAAGAGCGGGGAGAAAGGAUCGUACGACAUGAUAUUCGGACCUGCCAACCUUGGAGACGAUGCCAUCAGAAACUUCCGGACUAAACACCACUGCAACUCCUGCUGCCGGAAACUCAAACUUCCUGGUGGGACGAGCUUUCGAGCUGCUGACUGGUUGCUUAAUUUCAUAUGGGAAUUGUUGGCAACACUUUAUUUGAAGGGGUGUGCAUAAAACUGACAUGAC